AUGGAAUGUGUACAGUAUAGCAUGCUAGGUCUGUCGGUCCUGUCGACCGAGGCACCUGCCGCCAUUCCCAUAUCCUGGACCGUGGCCUCUGCAAUACCCAAUGUUGUAUUGGCGAAUAUGUAUGGCCGUGGUAACACAGGCGUGAUUGUCGCCGGCCUGCACGGGGCUAUUCACAUCAUCGAUACCAUUGAUGACUGUAUGGAUGCUGCAGAAAGUGGCACCAGGAAGGAUGCUCUGACCUGUGCUGUAUCCCUCCUCACCGGGGCGGCCGUGUUCGGCCUCGCUGUCGAGAAUUAUCGGCUGACGGGCGCGUUCACCAACAAGCGCGAACUGGAGGGAGACUUCUCCCACCUCGACCGCUGCUUCAGCCAGCUGGGCGACGGGGCCUCGGUCUGGGACAUCCACUACGAGGGCAUCCCGCUCAAUGCCACCCACCUGCCGCAAACUCUGCAGAAGCGAGGCAGUGGUGACGACACGCCCGCUGGAGUCCGCGCCCUGCACAAUUCCAGUAUGCCAUUGAGCUUUAUCUACGAGAGCACUCGCAAGGAUUACGUCCCCCUCCUGGUGGCCACCAAUGGCACGCACUAUCACAUCGGUCAUCUGGCCCCCGUUGGUGGCACUACUGCAGGCGAGGAGAGCGCCUCGCUGCGCCGCCGCACCGACAUCGCCCCGGGCGUCACGCAUGUCGGAGCCGGCGGGGUCAAAGUCCAGUGCAACUCGAAGGGUCCGGUGAUGACCGAGCAGCAGGUCCAGCUCUUCAUGGACGAGCCCAUGGGGACCACCAGCAGCUCGGCUGCAUUGAGUGUCUUCCUCAGCGUCGUCAACUAUGCCACAUUCACCGGGUUUUCCUUCAAUGAAUGGGUGGAUUCGGACCUCAGUGGGCAGUGGGCCAUGGAGGCGGAGACCGCUGAGUUCGGAUCGAACUGGGAGACUAACUGGAACUGGUGUUUUGGGGUGGAGGAGAACUAUUGCGAUAAAGGGUUGUAA
Molecule: messenger RNA, 987 nt
Organism: Aspergillus japonicus CBS 114.51
Lineage: Eukaryota; Fungi; Ascomycota; Eurotiomycetes; Eurotiales; Aspergillaceae
Exons: 1
Coding region: 1-987 (328 amino acids)
Source: RefSeq, a predicted model, not a curated record